This is a messenger RNA of Synchiropus splendidus (mandarinfish), 1670 nucleotides long. RefSeq names its product cytochrome b-245 light chain (gene cyba). Gene Ontology annotation, molecular function: heme binding. The record is from RefSeq and is a predicted model, not a curated record. The transcript is spliced from 6 exons. NCBI's taxonomy places the organism in Eukaryota, Metazoa, Chordata, Actinopteri, Syngnathiformes, Callionymidae. Gene Ontology annotation, cellular component: NADPH oxidase complex. Gene Ontology annotation, biological process: superoxide anion generation. Bases 129 to 689 code for a protein of 186 amino acids.
UGCCCAUACUUCGCAUGUCGACUCCCCUCCGCGCUUAAAUCGGGCUCCCUUCUUCCUUGUCGUGUCCAACUGAGUUUUGAGUUCCUCACUAAAAGGUCGCUCUGUCAGCUGCUGGGGGAAAGAAGAAGAUGGGGAAGAUCGAAUGGGCAAUGUGGGCCAACGAGCAGGCGCUGGCGUCUGGACUCAUUCUCCUCACAGGUGGUAUAGUCGGAGUGGCAGGGCAGUUCAGAGGCUGGCAGUUCGCUGCUUAUGCUGUAGCUGCAGGGUUUUUUGUCUGCUUGCUUGAGUACCCUCGCAGCAAAAGGUCAAAAGGCACAAGUGUGGAAAGAUCAGGUCAGUACUGCUUCACUGUGUGUGUGAAAGCCUUCGGGCCGCUGACAAGGAACUACUAUGUCAGAGCGUUCCUGCAUGCUGCCAUUUGUGUCCCUGGAGGGUUUAUGCUUGCAACGGUCCUCGGGUGUGUCUGUCUGGGCAUUGCCAGCCUCAUCUACCUUGCAGCUGCGAUCCGAGGAGAGCAUUGGGAACCCAUUCUCCCUAAGAAGCAAGAAACAAGGAAGCCGAUUGAAAGCAUCAAGCAGCCCCCGAAGGAUCCUCCGCCAAGACCAGCCAUUGCAGAUGUGCGGCGGAAACACGUAGACGACCUGGAGGCAGCGGCCUAUGACAACCCCAUGACGGUCACCGAUGAGUGAACCAGACAGCAGUGAUCACUAUCUGAUCAGUUACAGAGAUCAAAAAAAUAGUCAGAUGGAUUUACUUCAGCGCUCUGGACAGGGUACUUCCAUUUAUAGUCUAACCUUCUGUGAAGUGUGAGAAAGUCUAAAAUGAAGGAUGUGUCAAUUUCAUAGUCUAAUUUCCUUGAGUUUUUUUGUUUUUUAAUUGCUGUCUGCAUCAACCAAAACGCUUUAAAGUCUGCACACCUUUUACAUUUUGGUUAGUGUGAAUGUAUUUUAAACUAUGUUGCCCUUUAUUUAAAAUGGUAUAUUUGAAGUGAUUCAUAUUACGUGUUUCCAAACAAGAUGGAAUCACUGCUAGCUCUUUUUUUCAAUCUCUUUUAUAUGCCUUUGAAUUCCUCUGAAUUAAAGAGACCUUUAAAGUAAUUCUUGCUGAAGCCUUUUGUGUGAUGUCUUUUUUUUGUGAGCGCGUUGAAACUGCUUGGGCAACUUCUCUCUUUUUUUUGUAAAACAUCCUGUAUUUCAAUACCUGAGAAUUUCCCUGAACCCAGAAGUGUUUUGUAAGCCAGACAAGAGAAAAUGACACUGCUGUUAUUGUGCCUAAUGCUUGACUGAUGAGUUCAGUCAUUCCUUGUCUGACCUUUAUUACUUAUGCAACGCUGUUUUCUCUCUUUUACAGAUGGCUUUUAUGGAAGCUAUUGUCUUAGUUGUCUGAAGAGAAACACUGCAGGGCUUCCUCAUUUUUCUGUGUCUCUGAAACAGCGCUCAACUAUUUAAAGCAUUGAGAAUAACUUUGAAGGCUUGUGUGAGUCUCCCCCCUCCCGGUUGAACUGCUAGGAUGACUCAAUGUUUUGGUCGGAUGUGAUUUUAUUUUAUAUUGUAUUUACUCUCAGGCCUCUCAACAUUAGCUGCCAGCUGAAAUGUAUGUUGUAACUGUUGACGAUUAUUGUUACUCGGGGUGAGACAGGUUCAAACAAAAAUAAUUCAGAUUUAAACAUC